CUCUCGUCCACUAGUUUUCAUUCCGCUGUGUUGAGCAAUGUCCUACUUUAUCAGGAAGGCAACGGUUGAAGACGUGAACAGCAUCCUGCAGCUGGUCAUUGACCUCGCAAUAUAUGAAAAGGCACUAGACUCAGUGAAAGCCACCCCGGAACUCUUGCGCAAAAAUCUGUUUGAGACUCCCUAUGCACACACACUUCUUGCAUUCGCAGGGACACCAGAGUCUCCGGGAAACGCAAUCGGAAUGGCAAUGUACUUCUUCAAUUACUCGACAUGGACCGGCAGGCCUGGUCUCUAUCUAGAGGAUCUGUUUGUCGAUGAAUCAUACCGCGGGAAGGGAGUAGGGAAAGCGUUCUUUGCAGAGCUGGCUAAGGUUGCGCAGGAGAAGAACUGCGCGCGCCUGGACUGGUCCGUGCUCAAGUGGAACCAACCUUCAAUUGACUUUUACGAGAAGAAACUGAGCGCGACGGCUAUGUCGGAGUGGAUGGGUAUGCGACUGGAAGAGGGAGGUAUUGAGAACCUGAAGAAGUUAGCUCCGGAGAAGCUGUAGCUGUCGGCAUGACUGCACCGAACGUAAGUCUAAUCAUAACUCUUCAUUGCGGGUUUAGAUGGCAACGACAUCGUUUAAUCAAGAAAAUUAACGAGGGGCAUAUGGAACGGGGAAGUAAUGAUGUAACUGCA
Rhodofomes roseus is the source of this 678-nucleotide messenger RNA. Its product is annotated as acyl-CoA N-acyltransferase. The record is from RefSeq and is a predicted model, not a curated record. Gene Ontology annotation, molecular function: N-acetyltransferase activity. Gene Ontology annotation, biological process: protein acetylation. The transcript is spliced from 7 exons. Lineage: Eukaryota; Fungi; Basidiomycota; Agaricomycetes; Polyporales; Fomitopsidaceae. The coding region runs from base 38 to 547 and encodes 169 amino acids.